Molecule: messenger RNA, 941 nt
Organism: Lingula anatina
Lineage: Eukaryota; Metazoa; Brachiopoda; Lingulata; Lingulida; Lingulidae
Biological process (GO): proteolysis
Cellular component (GO): extracellular region
Molecular function (GO): protein binding
Source: RefSeq, a predicted model, not a curated record
CUGCACAGCUUUGCAAUCAGUUAGAUUACGUUGCAACAGUUGAAAAGAUGGAGUAUUUCUUGUUCCUCGCUGCUUUUUACAGUUUUGCCGCACUGGCGCAUGGACAGGGCUGCUCGAUGAAGAAUAUAAAUUUCAAUGGAAAUGAUGCCUCCCAGUUUGGAGAAGAGGCGGCUUCAUACGAGGAAUGCGCCAAUAUAUGUAAACAAGCGAAAACUUGCAGCAUGUGGGCAUAUAAUACCUUCUGGAAGAGAUGCUAUCCCAAGAAACCACUCGAAAACAACAUGCCUUUGCCAAAUGCCAUUCUUUGGGACCUGGCUUCUGUCUCCGGAUUCAUUAACUGUCCUACAAACUGUAAAUUCCAGAACGUAAACUUCAUGGGAGAUAUAGCAGUCGGUUUCCCUAUCCAGAAUAUCACGGAGGAGAUGUGUGAGCUCAGCUGUCGGAAUGAAGCCGACUGUAAACUCUGGGUCUAUAGGAGCGGGGAAAGAAAAUGCAUGUUGAAGACGUCAGUGAUAGGACUCCCCAGUAAUGCUGUCUGGUCAGGCGGUGACGUGGCCGGCUUCAAAAACUGCACUAACGGACUUGGAGGGUUUGGACAAUAUAUAAUACUUCAAUCGACUACAACCGGUCCAAUUGUUGACAAGAUCAAUGAAACGAUCCCAGUCAUUGCAGUUGGUUAAUCAAGACAUUCUUUUGCUCAUUUUUUAUUGAUUAAUACUAAUUUCCAAUGCAAAAAUAAGCUACGUCGAGAUCUUUUAAUUGGCGAUUUAUUAACACCGGUUUAUCGUGAAACGAUGCCAACAUUGGUUUGUUUAGUUACACAUGUUCUCAUUGGUGGUUGGAUUAGUGCCAGCUCGCAUUUAGGCAGUUAUCAGAAUCUAACUAUCAUGUCAGAUGUGAGGAUAACUUCACCAAGAGUUACUGUGGUAAUAUGAGCCUGC